UUUCUGGCUCCUUCCCAACCUGCAAUCAUCUCUGUGACAGGGAUUGUUUCAAUCGUGUUGACAGUAGGUGCUAGGGGGUAGGUAGGUCGGGUGGGUGGAACUGGUCAACACUGCAAGCUUUCUACCAGCAGUCUAGCCAAAAGGUUCAAUAAACUUUCCGAUGGCUGCUUCUGCUUCCUCCUCCUCCUCCUCCUCUACCAUGGUCAAACUAGUCUCUCCCUCUCCCCGGGUAUUUGUCAAUUUCAGAGGCGAUGAACUGCGCGACAACUUCAUAAGCCAUCUUGAGACGGCCUUGCGAGACGGUGGCGUCAACUACUUUAUCGACAAUCUAUUAGAUGCAGGGACCGAUCUCAAAGACCUUUUCAGUGAGAUUGAGGAUUCAGAGAUCGCUUUGGCAGUCUUCUCGAAAAGGUACUCAGAAUCCAAGUGGUGCUUGAACGAGCUAGUGAAGAUUAUGGAGAAGGUGGAGGAGAACAAACUCCAUGUCAUCCCCAUCUUUUUCAAAGUGAAGGUGGAUGAUGUGAAGAAACAGAUUGGAGAUUUCGAGCGGAACUUAUUAGGAGGAGGUCCAGGCGAAAGACCCGAGAUGCCAAAAUGGGAGAAAGCUUUACAUUCUGCUACCGGAAAACUGGGCUUGAAUUUGUCGAAGUACAGGAACGAGAGAGAACUCAUAGUCGACAUUAUACUGGAGGUGAAGAAAAAGGUAGUAUUAAUAUCAUCGGUAAGGGAGGAGAAAGAAGCAAUAUGCUUCUUUCUCCAAGCAUCUCAUCGGUAAGUAGUAUUCGUAGCACUAUCUGUAGAACCAUUGAACAACGCCAUAAGGAUCUACCCCUGUAUGGAAUUGAGCAACGGCUUAAUCAACUUGAAGGCAAGUUAUUUGAUAUAAAAUGCGCAGAAAGUCGAAUUGUUGGAAUUAUUGGUAUGCCUGGUAUUGGUAAAACCAGUCUCGCGACAUCCUACUACAAUAAGUGGAACCACAAGUUUGUGAUUCGCGAGAAUAUCCUAAGCGUCCGCGAGAAAUCUAAAACCUAUGGGACAGAUUGGUUGCAGAACGCACUUCUGAAAGGUCAAGCCUGCAAUGAGAAGGCAGACAUGUUCAGCAAGAAGAUUCUUUAUGUCUUGGAUGACGUGAGCCACAAGGACCAAGUAGAUUUUCUACACACAAAACGCAAGUGGAUCAAGGGUGGAAGCAAGAUCAUCAUUACAACACGUGACAAGUCAUCGAUCCAAGAGCUGGUUGACGAUAUUUAUGUGGUCCCUUGUUUGAACGAUAAAGAAGCUCGACAGCUCUUUAACAUUCAUGCCUUUGAAGAUCAAACCAGUAGUGCCACAGGGAAUUUCCCAAAGCUAUCGAAAUGUUUUGUGGAGUAUGCUGAAGGUAAUCCACGAGCCCUGGAGGAGUUGGGAAAGGAGAUUCGUGGGAUGAACGAGGAGGACUGGAAAGCAAGACUAGCAACACUGCCACAUCGCUGUAACCCGAAUAUCCUAACUGAUUUGACAAGUAGUUAUGACAAACUGACUUGUCAACAGAAAGAUGUGUUUCUCGACAUAGCUUGUUUCUUCAGAUCAGAGGAGGAAGACUAUGUGAAAUGUUUACUGGAUGACUAUGAGUCAGGUGAAGCUGUUAGAGACCUCGCUGAAAAGUAUUUCAUAUGCAUCUCUGCCGGCAGAAUAGAGAUGCAUAAUCUACUGUGUACACUGGGCAAGGAACUUGGUUCAUCAUAUGAAAAUAUUUCGGGGGGAAGAAUGUGGGAUCAGGAAAUAAUUAUUAAGACUCUGCGUUCUGUGAAAGAGGGUACAAAGAAGAAGGUGAGAGGUAUUUUUCUAGACACGUCCAAAGUAAGCAAAGGAAUACCCUUAGACACGAAUACCUUUUUCGAAAAGUUCGACCAGUCGAGCCUGCGAUACCUCAAAAUCUAUGAUUCUCUUUGUCCUCAGCAAUGUGAAUCUGACGGUAAAGUUAACUUGCCCGAUGAAAUUAAGCUCCCCUUUCAAGAGAUUCGAUAUCUCCACUGGCUGAAAUUCCCAUCGGAUGAACUUCCAUCAGACUUCAACCCAAAUAAUCUAAUUGAUCUCAGGCUACCUUAUAGUAAGAUUGAACGAGUUUGGAAAACUGCUAAGAAAGCACCACGGUUGAAGUGGGUGGAUCUAAGUUACUCGACUAUGUUGACUGACCUGUCAGCAUUGUCGAAGGCGAUUGAUCUCCAGAGAAUAAAUCUUGAAGGCUGCAGGAAUCUGAGUGAGUUUCCAAGAGAGAUGAAAUAUAUGAAGAGCCUUGUUUUCAUCAACCUCAAGGGAUGCAUACAGCUCUCAUCUCUACCAGCAAAACUGAAUUUAAUCUCGCUGAAGACUCUAAUCCUCAGUGGCUGCUCAAACUUCAACACGUUCAAGCUGAACUCUGAAAAUCUUGAAUUCCUACAUUUAGAUGGCACUGCAAUCAGGAGUCUUCCUAGAACCAUCCAGUAUUUCAAGAAACUUGUGAUAUUGAAUCUGAAAGACUGCAAAAUGUUGGAGAGUCUGCCUCCUUACUGUCUCGACAAGUUGAAGGCUCUUGAAGAACUAAUACUCUCUGGUUGUAAAAAGCUCACGAGAUUUCCUGAUAUCAAGGAGAACAUGGAAAACCUGCAGAUUUUACUACUUGAUGGGACCUCAAUAGAAGAGGUGCCAAAUGUAUUAUUACAGUCAGGUAAAUUCAAAGACCAAGUGUUUUGUCAACCGCCACUACGGAUGAACAGCGUAUCCUUGUUGAGGCGCUUAUGCUUAAGCGGUAAUCAUACAAUCCUUAGCCUGGGAUCAAGCAUUAGCCAACUAUACCAUUUGAAAUGGAUCGACUUGAAGGAUUGCAAGGAACUGGAAUCAAUUUCAACGCUCCCACCAAAUCUUCAGCGCUUAGAUGCGCAUGACUGUAUCGCACUAAAAGCAGUGGCGAAUCCUCUGUCUCUUCUUGUCCCAACAACGCAGCAGGUCCCCUCUUCAUUCAUUUUCACCAACUGUGAAAAACUUGAGCACGUUGCAAAGAAUGAAAUCAUAUGUUGUGCUCACAAUAAGAGCCGUCUCCUAUCAGAAGCCUUAAAUCGACACAGUCAGGGUUUUGCUUCUGAAGCUUUGGUUGCUACUAGCUUUCCUGGAAGUGAAAUUCCAGCUUGGUUUAGUCACAUGGCUUCUGGAGCAGAGUUAGAGCCAGAGCUGCCUCGGCACUGGAGUGAAAAAGGGUUUGUUGGAAUAGCUCUAUCUGCCGUUAUCUCAUUCGAGGACCAGAAAACUCGAUACAAUAAGCUCCAGGUGAAAUGCAAAUGUGUAUUCAACGAUAAUGAGACAUCGCCUAGCAACUUUGAUUGCCAUAUUGGAGGUUUAUCUGAAACAGGAGAUGAGGAACGCACGUUUAAGUCUACUCAUGUGUUCAUUGGCUACACCAAUUGGUUGAAUAUAAAAAAAUGUCAAGAAGGUGAUUGUAUGAUGGGAUGCGUUCCGACUAAGGCUUCCAUUAAAUUUGAAGUGACAGAUGGUACUAAGGAGGUUAGGAGCUGUGAGAUCAUUAAGUGUGGCUUUAGUUUAGUUUAUGAAUCAGGUUCUUGGGAGGCAAGCUCGAGGAGAGAGAACGUCAGCCAAGGUGAAAGUGUAUUGUUGAGUCUCUGGAGAGGAAUCAAUUGGUUCUUUAAACCAUUAAACUAUAUUGCAACCGCAAAAAGGGACGAGAACUUCACUGGUAAAACAAGGUGUAGUAAGCAGCUCGACUGAGUGCUAAAAUAGCUUCUUUUAUCGACUUAUCUUCUUGUAACAGCACUUUGUGAGGGAAGAUUAUUAUAGAUGUCACUCGUUUUCACAUGUUCGGUUCUCAUGUCUAUUAUUACUUGAACAGA
Raphanus sativus (radish) is the source of this 3860-nucleotide messenger RNA. Its product is annotated as disease resistance-like protein CSA1. NCBI's taxonomy places the organism in Eukaryota, Viridiplantae, Streptophyta, Magnoliopsida, Brassicales, Brassicaceae. The coding region runs from base 595 to 3738 and encodes 1047 amino acids. Gene Ontology annotation, biological process: defense response. Gene Ontology annotation, molecular function: ADP binding. The record is from RefSeq and is a predicted model, not a curated record. The transcript has 6 exons.